CCACUUCCUUCUUAAUCCAAUCAUAAUCUCUCCAAUUCCAUUAUUCGAAUACAGAUUAAAUUCACAAAAUCUCUCUGCUAGUACAAUAGUUUCUUCAAUGGAGGGAAUUAAGGAAACAGUUGUCCCAAAAUCUCCUUUUAAUGAAUCCCUAGAGGAAAUAGUUGUACCAAAUGCUCCUAUUAAUGAAGCUGCUGAAAAGAUUGUUGUCAAAGCAGAACCAAAAACACCACCGCUAAAUAGACCAACGAUUGUUCUUCCGAAUUCUCCAAUCAAAAGUGGGAAUACACCUGAUCGCCUUAAGGUCCCCAAGCCAUUCAAAUACCCUGAAAGGUACACAAGUCCAACAGAUCAAAUGAUGUCCCCGGUUUCGAAGAGGCUUCUAAUUGGUAGAAGUAGAAAGGCCAGCACACUGUUGCCACCCUCCAAAAAUCGACCUCUUCAUCAGCAUAUGGUUCAAGGUUUAAAACUUCAGGAGCCUGGUCUUUGUCAAAGUUUGAAUUGCUGAUGUUAGGAAAUUCUUAUUUCUUUGUUACUUCAAUAAAAUACUACUAGUGGGGUUUAUGCUUAUUUUCCCUUUCAUUUGUGACGUAUCAACCUCCAAAUGUAAAAGAGUACACUGUUAUUUCUACUUUAUAUAAAUACCCGACUUGAUCUUACCAAGUCGUCUAGGAAAUGGA
Lycium barbarum (goji berry) is the source of this 677-nucleotide messenger RNA. RefSeq lists its product as uncharacterized. NCBI's taxonomy places the organism in Eukaryota, Viridiplantae, Streptophyta, Magnoliopsida, Solanales, Solanaceae. The transcript is spliced from 3 exons. The coding region runs from base 98 to 505 and encodes 135 amino acids. The record is from RefSeq and is a predicted model, not a curated record.